GAAACAUUCAUGUAAACAUGCAACGAGGAAUAAGGAUGAAGGGAAAGAAAACUCGCAGUGUUAUCGCAAAUAAAGUUCCCAACUUGACUUCGUCGUUUGAAAGAAAACGAUGAUUUGUUUCCACGAAAUAUUAAGAUUGGAAUGAAGUGAAUGAAAAAGUUGCAGAAAUAUGGGCGUGUUCGACAGUCACGAGGCAAAAAACUGGCUGAAACAGUGGCUGGCCGUGUUCACCACGUGGACAGCUAUAUUGCCUUCUGUAAAGAUUGAAGCACAACAAUUACAUACAUACCUCCUCCGCCUAGCAGCAAAUCAGAGCCCUUGCUCACUAAACCAUGGAAAAGUAACAAACAAGUCACAAAUCGGUUGUCGAUUUCAUGAAAUCUUUCGAGAUGAAAUUCUAUUACAACACAAGCAGCAGCCGUCUUGGAGGAACGCCCCGACAGACACUUGGCACAACGACGAGUUUGCAAUUGCCAAAUUGUUUAUGCAGCCCUCGGGAUAUGACGACAAGACCAGUUUUGAACAAGUGGACUUUAAUGGAAUUGCAGCCUUCAUAUUUAACUGUGGACGUUUUUCAGCCACAACAGAGGCAUUAUCAGAUCAGGCUCGGAUUUCUACAAACAAAAUUCGCCACAUGCCGGACAUGUGUUCCAUCGCAUUGACAGACAAAGCAACCACAGAUUGUAUAGACAACCUGUCUAAGCUACUGAAUGAUCCAAAAUUCAACGGAGGAAAUGACGUCCAAAAAGCAUUGAGGCAACUUGCUAAGUUAAAAACUACCUUCCCUGAACUUCUUGGAGAACAUUGGAAAUUUAUUAUUGAAGAUAUUGCAACCAAAUGUCUUCAAGAUAUCCAUGACUUAUGCAAGGAUGAAAAAGAAAUAUGGAGAAAAGAAGCAGACCAGAAAAGGGCUGACUUUCAGUUUCUCGGCGACAACAUUCUGUCUAAAUUAACAGCAAAGGGUGAAACCGUCUUGGGUGAUAUCAAGAAAUUAAUGGAAAUUUCUCAGAAAACAAUAGUCAAUUCCAUUGGAGAUGGGAUAAAACAAAUCGAAGCACGGACUGAGAUAGGUGAACGAACGAUCUACGAAAGGACUGAAAUAGGUGAACGGAAACUCGCGGACAAAAUUGAAACGGGAGAACGAACGAUCAGUGAAAAAACUGAAACAGGAUAUCAGAAGCUCGAGAACAAGACUAAAAUAGGAGAACGGAAGAUCGGUGAAAAUACUAAAAAAGGGGAACGGAAGAUUGAUGAAAAGACUGAAAAAGGAGAACAAAUGAUCCUGGAAAAAACUGAAAAAGCACAGCAAGUGAUCAAGAGAACGACACAGACAGGAAAAAGAAAAAUCGAGGACACGAUUGAAAUGGGGGAACGAAAAAUUAAGCGUAAGAUAAAGGAACUCGAUGGGAAAAGUUGCAAGAUUACCAAAGCAGAUUUGAGAAAGGAGCUGUUAAAACUUUACAAAAAAUCUGCAAGCACAGUGCGUAUUCGGCUUGACAUCGAUGAGGCACUGGAAAAGGUAUAUGAAGCGCCUAAACUUACUUUAAAGAAAAACGGCAAAGACGAAGAAGACGAAAUAUCUGAAUUGGAAAACAUAUUUCGAAGCAGAGAGGGCACACUAGCUAAAACAAUAAUUGUUGAAGGCGAGCCGGGCUCGGGAAAGUCUGCAUUAUGUAAGAAGAUCGUUAAUGAUUGGUGUGAAACAAAACAUGAAAGACGAACAGAAACUGAAAGACACGACUUAUUAAGUCAGUUUGCAUUUGUAUUUUACAUUACUCUCCGCGAGGCAAAGAAUGAAUGCUACAUAAAGAAAAUGAUAGUGAAUAACAUCAUGGAAAGGAUCGGAUUUGAAAAAUCAAGAGCAGAAGAAUUUUUAGUUGAAAUUUUGAAAACUAACACCUGUCUGCUACUGCUUGAUGGUCUGGACGAAUGGCAGCACCCAGACGGAUGCAUUUUCGAUGAAAGAAUUCCGCAUGUUCAUACCAGUUGGGAAAACUGUAGCAUACUCAUCACCACAAGGCCGUACAAACUGGCUGAGUUUAAAAUUGGCUGCUCUCAAAUUGACAAUCAUGUGAUGUUGAAAGGAGUUGCGAACCGUAAAAAACUCGUUAAGAAAAUAUUAUCUGCAUUGAAUCUACUUAACAGCACACGAACACCACUGGAAUACAAAAUAUGCAUCACGGACAUAGAAGAUAAAAAUCUUUGGCAUUUCAGUGAAUGUCCAAUCCUGUUAUCUCACCUCGUUUGGCUUUGGUACAAAAAAAAGCUUUUUGCAGAUAUGAAAAUUUCUGAUGUUUACAGAACGUUGUUGGUGGAACGCUUGCCGAAAUCAUGUGCGAGAAAUUCAUCAAAAAACAACAAUGUGAUAAACGCCCUUAGCCAACUAGCCUUUGGAAAGUUGUUUGCUGAAGAUGAACAUAGUGCAAUUGUGUUUGAAAUAGAUGAGGAAGAAAAUACGACAUUCGCAAGUCAAAAAGCUGCGUUCCUUAAAUCUGGAAUCAUAUCCUGCACCAAUGUUCCUGGUGAUUCUCCGCAAUACCACUUCUUGCACAAAUCCUUUCAAGAGUAUCUAGCGGCUCUGUUUAUAUCAGAAAACGUUGCAAAGGGUUUGCGGCGUAUCAAACGCAUUUACAAAAACAACAGAUCAGACAGCGGAAUUAGCUUGUUCAAUAUCUUAAAUUUUCUUUGUGGUUUGAAUACAAAUGCCGCCAAAGAACUAUCGAAAGUUUUGAAUGAGCUGUUCACUGAUUUUUGCGAUAGAGAAGGUUGUUCUUAUAUGGACUCGCACUGGUUCCAAAAUAUGAUCUUAGAAGGUCAAAUUGAGGUGGACAGGAGUGAUAACUCAGGAUUUAAAUUGUGCCUGCAGCACUUCAAUAUUCAUGAUAUCGCUAUUGACGGGAUAUUUAAGAUGAAAGGGGGCGAAUUCAAAAUAGAUCAACUCGUUUUGAAGAAAAGAACAGCUUUAGAACAAUAUAUAGUGGCUAACCAAGCAGGCAUGGUAUCUUUGUAUAUACAUUCCAACAACUCACAUGCAUUGAAAUUAGCGAACAAUAUCGACAACGAAAUUCUUGAUUUAGAGCAUUGCAAGGGUCUGAAGUACUUACAUGUACACAAUAUAAGCUUCAAAGAUGUCACUGGUUUGAAUUUGAGUAGUUUAGUAGAAUGCAGUAUUAAAUUCGAAAGUCGCCAGCAAGCUCCGAAACUCACAUCUACAUUUUACAACUCUGAUUUUGAUACUUUGAAAGAAAUGAAAAAGCUUAAAUUGUCAAACAUGAUGGAUUUGAGCUGGCUACAUGAAGGUUCAGAACGGACGGAAACUCUUGAUUUACGACGCCUUGGAAAACUCGAACACCUUACCGAACUUCAAUUAGAACCAUUGUCAUACUCAGACGUGGUGAAUCUACAAAACCUGAGCCUACACUCACUACGUGUUGGAUUCAUUGACCUACAACAAGCACCGCAGUUGGUGUCAACGUUAUCAGCAAAUGGGACAUACCAGAAUGAAAGGGGAGGACUUUCCUCCCACCUGAAGCACGUACAAUUGAACAAUAUUCGCAUGUCAGAGGAGCAGUUCAGACGGCUACUAAAACUUUCACGAAAGCGGGAAGUACGACAUGUGAGUUGAUACAUUGUUCCAUAGAGCAAGACGAGGAUGUAUGGCAACUUCAAAAUGAAUUCGAUCAUCAGGUAGACCCAGCUUAUUGUACAACAAGCAUUGAACUUUCGGAUAUGACCAUCACAGUAGGGAUGUUUUUUCGUCUUGUUGACUGGAUUACUAUACUUGGUCAAUCUGUUGAAUGCCAAUUGAAACAUUUAGAGCUGAAGUCAAACCUUGCUGUUGAACAACCAACAUUUCCUAUGUUGUUCCCCAUGCCUCUCUCAGCUGAUUAUACUACGAAGUUGGUACUGACUGAAAUAGAGAUGUCAACAAAACAAAUUUGUCAAAUCGUCGGUAGGAUGGAUGAACUAAACCAUUCAGUAAAACUAAAAUUGGAUGGUUGUUCCGAAAUAUCAGAGGAGUACAAUCCGCUGAUGAAUCAGAUGGUCACUGCACCAGUCGCGUCACUGGACUGUUCUAAACACAUUGAAAUCUCUAGAAUGGAAAUAUCGGAAAAACUGUUUUGGGAUGUUAUGACCAGUAUAAUUCAUUUUGCGUACAUGUGUAUUGUGUCAGACUGUGAAAUACUGCGAAAUCAAGAGCAGCGAGAGAACAACCGUAGAGUAGAUACCAAUUCCCCUGCACAUACAGCUAAGCUCAUAUUCACGAACGUAAUAAUUCCGCAGGACGUGAUUUUGCGUCUGGCUAGUGAAGCCGUAGAAUCCGGACAUUUAGUUGAGUGUGAGUUUGAUGAUUGUGAGGUACCAUCUUCUCACGAAGGCAUCCCGUUGAAAGAAAAAAUGGAGGAACUUCCUGCCCUUCAGGUCGAAAAGUUCAUGGAGGGGAAAUCACAUUACUGCUUUAUCGACGAAGAUGAUGAGAACCAAGUAUGGACCAUUCGUUUUAAAGCUAACGCACAACAGUCUGCACGUGAAUGAAUCGUCUGAAGAGAAGCUCAAAGUCAUGAACAACAAUUGAACGUGUAGAAUGGACGUCUUGGUGACGGUAACGUGCUGUAUCCAUGGAGUAGACAUUCGUAUAAUUUGUUUUAAGAACGACACAAACAGUUCGUGUAUAUAACGGAGAGACAAAACGUAGAUUUUGUAGAUGUUAAACCAUUUUAGCAUGAAUUUAUUUUUGGACAAACUUUCUUUACUUGAUACUUUAAAUCAUAUGUCUCCCUUUUUAAAAAGAAAUGUAUGGAUGUCAUUGUCAUAAUUGCUUGUUGAUAAGAUAAACAUGUAGAAGACAUGACAUAUCUAUUGUUGAUAGGAUGAACAUGAGGAAGACAAUGACCUAUUGUUCUUCCUGAUAGAAUGCACGUCUUGAAGAUAAGUACGUAGUUUCUUGUUGAUAGGAUUGGCUGUGUGUUAUUAAUUAAAUUACCAAACUCACAUACUGUAAACACAUCAAUUUUCCAUUUGGCCAUUGCGUUCUUUGGGAAUGCCAUUUAUAUGACAUUCAGUAUUUUGUAAACAAACUGUGUACCUCUGAUGGUAAAAAGGCAUCAUUCGCCGCUGUUGUUUUGAUUUGGAUGUGUUUUAUCUAUGUUAUCGAUUUUAAGAAAUAUGUGUAUUAACUAUUCUGUAUUAACCAAUAUGCUGUUAAAUGUAUAUCUGUUGUUUAGAAUGUAGCUUUAGUAAUUCAUUUCAUUUUCACGUGCUUAUAGUGACACUGUAUUUAUUGAGCUUUAACGUGCACAAAACAACCAGCCAAUAGACAAUUGUAUGUGUUUAGGAUAACAGUGUUUGUACAAUGAUAUACUAUUGGCAGUUUGUAUAAUGUAAUAACCAUUCGCAGUAUGUACAAUGUGUUUUCCAUUGGCAAUUUUACAAUGUAUCUACCAUUCGUAGUUUGAACAAAGUAUUUACCGUUGGCAGUUAAUACAAUGUAUUUACCAUUGGCAGUAUGUACAAUGGAGUAACCAUUGACAGUUAAUAAAAUAUAUUUACCAUUUGCAGUUUGUAUUAUGUAUUUACCACUGGCAGUUUGUACAACGUAUUUAGCACUGAAAGUUUGAACAAUGUAUCUACCAUUCGUAGUUUGAACAAUACAUUUUCCAUUGGUAGUUAAUACAAUGUUUUUACCGUUGGUAUUUUGUACAAUGUAUUUACCAUUGAAAGUUUGUAUAAUGUUUCUAUCAUUGGAAGUUUGUUCAAUGUAUUUACCAUUAGCAGUUUGUACAAUGUAUUUACAAGUGUCAUUUUAAACAAUAUAUUUAAUAUUGGCAGUUUGUACAUAUAUCUACCAUUCGCAGUCUGAACAAUAUGUUUAUCAUAAGCAGAGUGAACAAUGUUUUUACAUUUUUUUUUAACGGUGGCAGUCUCUAUAAUUGAUUUACCAUUGGCAGAUUGUACAAUGUGCUUACAAUUGAUAAUUUGAAAACAGUUUCUACCGUUGACAGUUUUGAGUUUAUCUGCAAUAUUGGUUGAUGGUGUUAUAUAUGAUAAGAGAAGAUUCUUUUAAGCAGAAAUAGUAAGAUAAAAAGUCCUGACAUUGGAAGAAUAUUUUAUAAACUGAAAGUUUAAGUUCUAAACGAUUGAACACUGUUGAUUGGGAAUCUAAGUUAAAACUACACACUGCAACUACAUAUUUCUUUUUUUUUAAUUCCCAACAUAAUAUAGUAUUCUUCAUUUCCAGAUGACACCUUGUUAAUCAAGCACGUACGGUGAUUAAUAUGGUAUAUUAGAAAUAGAAAAGAAUAUGUUUCUGUAUAUCGGGUUUGAUAAAAAAUAUCUUUUUGACAAUAAAAUUCAAUUCGGAAUGUUA
This is a messenger RNA of Mya arenaria, 6367 nucleotides long. Its product is annotated as NLR family CARD domain-containing protein 4-like. Bases 170 to 3625 code for a protein of 1151 amino acids. The record is from RefSeq and is a predicted model, not a curated record. Lineage: Eukaryota; Metazoa; Mollusca; Bivalvia; Myida; Myidae. The transcript has 7 exons.